UUGCGAUUCAAGAUGUCCGAUUCUCAGUCCUCAGCCUCAGCCUCAGCUGCGGCUGCACCUUCACCUUCACCUUCCAAUGGCAAGGACAAGCCGGAUACCGGCUUUGUCUCGGGUGAUGAUACGUGGACCCAGUUCAAGAAUAUCUACUCCAUCCUGACAGGAAAGAUGUCUCCGGAUGGCAUCGAACAGUUCCGACUUGCGCGCGAUAUUCGGAAUGAAGAGGCUGACUGCAAACGCUGUGAUGAGCAAAAAGAAUUUCUACUUCAAUAUAGCCCCGUCAUCCGUUACCUGAGCGAUAACAUCAAGCAACUGGGAGGCGACCUCCACAACCAUAAUAUCUACUGCCGCCGCUGUACAGACCGCAAGGGCGGCGGUUUCGACCCGGAAUAUGGAAUCCUGAUUUGCGCCAACGAGAUGAAAGACCAGGGUCAUUUGGAAGAUACCAUGGCUCACGAGAUGGUUCACGCGUUCGAUCAUCUGCGGUUUAAGGUCGAUUGGUCUAAUAAUCUGCGACAUGCCGCUUGUACAGAGGUAUGUCUGACUCUGACUCUGAGAUAUUUGCGCGAUGCAGUUACACACCUCUUGGUUGUAAUCGCACCCAUGGCACGAAGUGACCGACUAAUCCAAUCCAAUCCGUUGCAGAUUCGAGCUAGUUCACUCAGUGGCGAGUGUAGAUGGUCACGAGAAUUCUUCCGAAGAGGGCAAUGGAAAUUGACCCAACAACACCAAGAGUGUGUUCGUAGGAGAGCGAUUCUCUCCGUGCGUGCUCGACCUACCUGCAAAGACGAGGCGCAUGCGACUCAAGUGGUCAAUGAAGUUUGGAAUAGCUGUUUCCGAGACACGAGGCCGUUUGAUGAAAUUUACAGAUGA
Molecule: messenger RNA, 870 nt
Organism: Penicillium waksmanii
Lineage: Eukaryota; Fungi; Ascomycota; Eurotiomycetes; Eurotiales; Aspergillaceae
Product: mitochondrial inner membrane protease ATP23
Exons: 2
Biological process (GO): mitochondrial proton-transporting ATP synthase complex assembly; mitochondrial protein processing
Cellular component (GO): extrinsic component of mitochondrial inner membrane
Molecular function (GO): metalloendopeptidase activity
Source: RefSeq, a predicted model, not a curated record